CGCACGGCAUUUCGAAAUUUUGUUUUCUGUGCUUCACUUGUGCAGAAAAAUUUCGCAAUUUUAUAGAAAUAUCGUCAUAAAUUAUUACCUGUUGAUCGUCAUAGUCAAUAAUUUAUAAUAUAACUUAGUUUGGUUAUUUUUCAUGGAAACAUGUUUUUACGCUUGGCAGGUGGUACAGUUUCAUUGUGUUCUCGGCAUCUAAAGCGACAUCUCACGGUAAAUCAACCUGCAGAAUUUAUUCGCCUUCCACUUCGCGCUACCCUGCCUGGAAGUCAAAAUACGGUUCUGAGAUACUGCUCCACGUAUUCCACCGAGAAACUCCGAGAAUCUUCGCAGCCGCUUACCAAAGUUGAUACCAAAAUCGCUUUGGGAUUCACCUGUAAACCGUGUGGUCAGCGGACUCACCGUUUGAUCUCGCGAGCUGGUUACGAGAUAGGACUGGUGGUGAUAAAGUGCUCGAACUGCAACAACUAUCACUUGAUUGCGGAUAAUCUUGGUGUGUUUAAAGACCUGGCGCCCGGGGUCAAAAACAUCGAAGAUAUUCUGGCCGAAAAAGGCGAAUCCAUUCGCAAGCAUUUGGAAACCGACGAAGUUUUUGAGGUUGGCGAUUUCCCUGCUGAGAAUCCCGUGAAAGACCCCAAGGCCUAAUCGUCUUGGUUAUCUAACUUA
Messenger RNA from Paramacrobiotus metropolitanus, 669 nucleotides. Its product is annotated as DNL-type zinc finger protein-like. Bases 151 to 648 code for a protein of 165 amino acids. The transcript is spliced from 2 exons. Gene Ontology annotation, cellular component: mitochondrion. Lineage: Eukaryota; Metazoa; Tardigrada; Eutardigrada; Parachela; Macrobiotidae. Gene Ontology annotation, molecular function: zinc ion binding; protein-folding chaperone binding. The record is from RefSeq and is a predicted model, not a curated record. Gene Ontology annotation, biological process: protein folding; protein stabilization; protein import into mitochondrial matrix.